This is a messenger RNA of Peromyscus eremicus (cactus mouse), 1974 nucleotides long. RefSeq names its product translation machinery-associated protein 7-like. The record is from RefSeq and is a predicted model, not a curated record. NCBI's taxonomy places the organism in Eukaryota, Metazoa, Chordata, Mammalia, Rodentia, Cricetidae. The coding region runs from base 1143 to 1337 and encodes 64 amino acids. The transcript is spliced from 2 exons.
CCGUCCCCGAAAAUAACCCCAGGGCAGGUGUGGAUCCCUAAGACUCGUCAGGGUCAGAGCCCAACCCCACACCCAAGGACCCAAGAUCCUCCUGUACGUCAGGGUCCCAUCCCCGUAGGUCCAGGCUAGUUCUCUGCGGCAAACCAUGGCCCAGAAACUUCACCUGCAGUGGUUGGAAUCCAUGUUGGAAACCGUUCCUGUGACAGAGUUAUGGUUGAAAAAGAGUGAUCGGGAGUAAAUGCCACUGAGUUAGGGGACAUCACGCCCCCCGCAGGCUGGGGGGCCUGCGAGGUCUCAGGUAUCCCUGUGAGGGGCUUCUCCCGGGGGCGUGCACCCAGGCCAUCGAGGCCAUCCUCCAAGGGGAGAGGAGCAAGAGACAGCGUCCCUGGAACCAUCCGGGCCUCGCCCAAUUGUGUCUGAAGCAGCAAGAACCUGGCCAAGAGGCCCAGGGAGGCGCUGCCUGGUAAGGCCAUACCACCACGAAGGCCUCGGCCUCUAUCUCUGAUCUGAGCCUCCUCAUGGCAGUUACCGAGGCUGCGCACAGUUCUGGGAGGAACCGGUUCCAUCACGCGGCUGCUUUCAGGCCUGACUGGCGCAUCAUCCCCUUCCCAGCUGACCCACAGGACAGGGUGUGACCCAGAUAGAGUGGCUAGCCUGGGCCCCUGGCCGUAGAGAGCCCCUGCUUAGGAGCCCCCAAUUCACGUAGAAGCAUCCAUGAUGCAAGGAUGCACAACGGAGCUUCUCGGGCUUGACCAGGCCUUUCCCCAAAUCUCCCUUCCCUGGUGAUCGGUAAUCAAAAGUAAAACUCCUUAGCAGAAAUGUUGCACCUAAUGUUACUAACCAUUGCAUCAGGGUGGACGCUACUACCUUUUUGAAAAGUCAACGCCCACAAGAUCUUCAAGACCCACAAGCCAUAUCAGCACAACACAAAUUAAAACCACAAUGAGACAUCAGUACAAGUUUAUCGGGCUUUCAAAAACAAACCCGUAACAACCUCAAAUGCUGACAGUGGUACAGAGAUAAGGCUGUCCACGCACUGUGGUGGAAAUGUUCUCAACUCACCCCUAACUCCACCUCCCAAGUGCCCAGACUGUGGACACAUACCAAUAGGCUGUCUUUGAAAAACAAAAACAGUAGGUGCCAUGUCGGGCGGCGAAGGUGGCAAAAAGAAGCCCUUGAAACAGCCCAAGAAGAAGGCCAAGGAGAUGGACAAGGAAGAUAAGGCUUUCAAGCAGAAACAGAAAGAGAAGCAGAAGAAACCCGAGGAGCUAAAAGCCCAGGCCGCGGGCAAGGGACCCCUGGCCACAGGUGGAAUUAAGAAAUCUGGCAAAAAGUAAGCUGUUCCUCAUAUCUGAGAUGAUGGUGACCCUCUUCCAUUCCUAUUUAAACAUCUGGAUUCCCUGCCAGAACAUCUUUGCCACCUACAGCUAGAAUGAAGUGUUUCCCUGGAGCCUGUUAAACAUCUGGAUUCCCUACUAUAAUAACAUCUUUGCCACCUAUAGUUAGAAUGAAGUGUUGCCCUGGAGCCUGUUGUACAUUGUAAUAAACUUUUGUAAAAAAAAAAAAAAAAAAAAAAAAAAAAAAAAAAAAAAAAAAUUAUAGGGGUUGGGGAUUUAGCUCAGUGGUAGAGCACUUGCCUAGCAAGCGCAAGGCCCUGGGUUCGGUCCUCAGCUCCGGCGGGGCAGAGGGGAGCCCAGAGAUGCCCACAGCCCUGUAUUGUUUGGCUUUAUCCUAGGAGCAUGUACCCUUUCACACACUUGACUUGAAAGAUUUCUAUGCAGCUAUAAAAGAUUAUUGCUCAAAGAAGAGACUGGGCUGUGGAAAAAAUUAUAAUAAUAAAUAAUCCAAUGGCUCAUUGUCUCUAGUGUUCAGCAAUUCCUACCUCAGCUGUGAAUUUAAAGUAAACUCAGUCCGAAAUCCUACCAGAGCUGUUUCAUCUUUGUUGUACUCUGAAUUCUGCGUCACUUUGAAUUA